AUGACUGCUAGUCGGAUGCAAAGGUGGGCAAUUAUUUUAUCGGCAUAUAGUUAUGAUAUCGAAUACGUUAAGACGGACGAGAAUACAGCGGACGGCCUGUCACGACUGCCCGUGCGCAGAGAUAACAAACCGGUUUCUGCGAUGCCGGAACAAACUUAUUUACAUUUUGCGCAGGAUACAUUGUUAUUAGAUUAUAACGAAAUUAAAAGAUGUACUGCUAGAGACCCUAUCUUAGGCAGGUUGUUAGGAUUUAUACGAGACGGAUGGCCUACGGAAUGCGAAAUUAGUGUCAUGCAACCUUAUUUUAAUAGGAAGAAUGAGUUAUAUGAAGAACUCGGUUGCGUUAUGUGGGGUCACAGGGUUGUAGUACCGGAGGGAUGUCGGGAAAGGGUACUAAAAAUUUUACAUGAACCUCACAUGGGUAUUGUUAAGUCUAAAGGUUUAGGCCGAAGUUAUGUGUGGUGGCCGGGUAUUGAUGAGGCUAUCGAGGUUAUGUGUCGUGAGUGCGCGACAUGUGCAGCACAUGCCGAUGCGCCCCCGCGCCAGGCGCCUCGUCCGUGGCCCUGGCCGUCCAAACCGUGGGCUAGGCUACAUUUAGACUUCUUGGGACCUAUUUUUGGACAGACAUAUUUAGUAGUUAUUGAUUCGAUGUCAAAGUGGGUGGAAAUUUUUAAUGUAUCUGGUACAACAGCAACAAGUACCAUUACUAAAUUGCUGGAACUUUGGAGUAGGUGGGGGAUACCGCGACAAAUAGUGACAGAUAACGGUCCACCGUUUACGAGUUCGGAAUUUCAAGAAUUCCUUAAAAAUUAUGGGGUAGAUCACAUAUUUACCGCACCAUAUCAUCCAGCAUCAAAUGGUGCUGCCGAGAAUGCGGUUAAAACGCUUAAAAGAGUCAUCAAAAAAGCCUAUUUCGAGAAAAAGAAUAUUAUGAAAGCUUUAUAUACAUUCUUACUGUAUUACAGAAAUACCCCCCAUUCAUCUACAGGCGAAUGUCCAGCGACGCUAAUGUUAGGUAGGCGUGUAAGAACGAGGUUAGACAUACUAAAGCCGGAUUUAACAUCACGCAUGAGUCAGGUGCAAAAGCAGCAGGUAGAAAACGCGGGUGGGGCGGAGAGGGUUUUAGUAUCGGGAGAACCAGUUUGGUAUAGGCAAUUUCUUAAAGGGGAGAAGUGGCUACCGGGGAAAGUAGAACGACAGAUUGGUCCAUCUAAUUUUAGAGUUUCCGAUGAAAAGGGUAACCAAGUACAUCGUCACAUCGACCAGGUAAAGCGUAGAACUAGAAACUCAUUGGUCUUCCCAAGCCCGGAAUGCCUCUCUCCUAUGACCAGUCCGCCCGAAUCUGGGCCGGGGAGUGAUGGCAAGGACGAGACCAUUACAUCCAGGGCGACACCUUUAGCGGUUGGGGAACUCGAACGAGCGGCUCAGGAGCAGCCUUCUAGUGCAAUUGAGGGUCAUGAGGACGGUGCCUUUGAACCUAAACCCCUUGGACUUCCUCAACAGCGCCAAGAUCACACAAACUCUCGGCCCAUAAGACAAUGUAGGUUAAAUAAUCCUGUUAAUUACAAAUGUUAA
Messenger RNA from Manduca sexta (tobacco hornworm), 1575 nucleotides. RefSeq lists its product as uncharacterized. Bases 1 to 1575 code for a protein of 524 amino acids. Gene Ontology annotation, biological process: DNA integration. Gene Ontology annotation, molecular function: nucleic acid binding. The record is from RefSeq and is a predicted model, not a curated record. NCBI's taxonomy places the organism in Eukaryota, Metazoa, Arthropoda, Insecta, Lepidoptera, Sphingidae. The transcript has a single exon.